This is a messenger RNA of Pollicipes pollicipes, 4277 nucleotides long. RefSeq names its product Fatty acid transport protein 1 (gene Fatp1). Gene Ontology annotation, biological process: long-chain fatty acid import into cell; long-chain fatty acid metabolic process. Gene Ontology annotation, cellular component: endoplasmic reticulum membrane; plasma membrane. The record is from RefSeq and is a predicted model, not a curated record. The coding region runs from base 246 to 2189 and encodes 647 amino acids. Lineage: Eukaryota; Metazoa; Arthropoda; Thecostraca; Pollicipedomorpha; Pollicipedidae. Gene Ontology annotation, molecular function: long-chain fatty acid transmembrane transporter activity; long-chain fatty acid-CoA ligase activity. The transcript is spliced from 14 exons.
GCGCUCGCACCUGAUUUGCAUGUGACCGUGCAUUGGUAUUUCAGUCGAUCAUUGAAUUGUGUCGUAGAUGGGUGUUUCAGAUAUAUUAUUUAGCUAUGUUCUAGACACGUUUCGCUGUUAGCGCCGAAGUACGAACAUCGCGGAGACUACGAAAGGCCGCCAGGUGCUCGUGCCGGCGGAACGGCAGCCGGUGGGCCGGCCAGUCGGCGCCGCGCCGCGUCCCGCACCGAUCGCAGCCGAUCGCCAUGGUGGCCGCCGGCAAGCUGGCGCUGUACGGCGGCGUGUCGGCCGCGCUCUGGAUCCUGCUGGAGGCGGUGACGGCCGGCCAGAUCGUCGCCGCGCUGUUCGCCGUCUGGGUCGUCACUGGCGGCUGGCGCACACUGCGUAUCGUGUACCGCACUCUGCCGCGUGAAAUCAGGGCCACACGGAGGUUCACCAAGCUGAUCUUCAGGGUCAAGUCAUGCGAGUGGAACAACACGUCGGUGCCAGAGCUGUUCCAGCAGCAGGCUGCCCUGCAUCCCAGCAAGACCGCCAUCAUGUUUGAGGAUGAGCGGUGGACAUAUAAAGAGCUGGACGAGUACAGCAACCGCGUGGGCAACGUGUUCCUGGCGCGCGGCUUCCGCAAGGGCGACGCGGUGGCGCUGUUCGUGGAGAACCGGCCCGAAUUCGUCGCCACCUGGCUGGGUCUGGCCAAGGUGGGGGUCAUCCCUGCGCUCAUCAACUUCAACCUGAAGGAGGCCUCGCUGCUGCACUGCAUUCAAGUGGCGGGCUGCAAAGCGCUCAUUUACGGCGUGGAACUCAGUAACGCCGUUGCCGACAUUCAGGACAAGCUGGGCUCCGAAUUCCCGACCUUUUCGACGGGGAUGGGCGGAAAGGAUCCGUCGCCAAUCUCAGGGUCGGCCAGCCUGGACGCGCUGCUGGCGGAGGCGCCGCCGUCGCCGCCGGCGCUGCUGGAGACGCUCAACUACGCCGACAAGCUGCUGUACAUCUACACCUCGGGUACCACCGGCAUGCCGAAGGCGGCCAUCAUCAAACACUCGCGGUUCGUCUUCUUCACGGCCGGCAUCUUCCACAUGAUGGGUCUGUCGAGCGCGGAUGUGAUCUACGACCCGCUGCCGCUGUACCAUUCGGCCGGCGGCAUGCUGGGGGUGGGCAUCAUGAUGACGCACGGCGCCGGACUGCUGAUACGGCGCCGCUUCUCCGCGUCCGGCUACUGGCGCGACGUGUCCGAGCACGGCUGCACGGUGGCUCAGUACAUCGGCGAGACGUGCCGCUACCUGCUGAACCAGCCGGAGCGGCCGCACGACAAGCAGCACCAGAUUCGUCUCAUGUUCGGCAACGGACUGCGGCCGCAGAUCUGGGAGGAGUUCCAGUCGCGUUUCAACAUACCCAAGAUCUGCGAGUUCUACGGCUCGACGGAGGGCAACGCUAACAUCGUGAACAUGGAGGGCAAGACGGGCGCCGUCGGCUUCGUGCCGCCGCUCGUUCCCUGGGUCUACCCGUGCAAGCUGAUCCGGGUCGACGAGGACACGGGCGAGCCCAUCCGCGACAAGAACGGGCUCUGCGUCAAGUGUGAAGCAGGAGAGCCGGGAGAGUUCAUCGGCAUGAUGAUCCGUAACAACCCGGUACGAGACUUCCACGGCUACGCUGAUAAGAAGGCCACCCAGAAGAAGAUUGUGCACGACGUGGACAGGAAGGGCGACUGCGCGUUUCGCUCAGGUGACAUCCUGGUGAGCGACGAGGACGGCUACUUCUACUUCAAGGAUCGGACAGGCGACACGUUCCGCUGGCGGGGCGAGAAUGUCUCCACCACUGAGGUGGAGGGCGUCAUACAGAAGGCUCUCGGGAGCACCAUGGCUGCCGUCUACGGCGUGGAGGUGCCGGGCGUCGAGGGUCGGGCCGGCAUGGCGGCGGUGGCUGACCCGGACGGUCGGUUGGACCUGGAGCAGCUCGCGCUCGGCAUCCGGCGUUCCCUGCCCACCUACGCCCAGCCGCUGUUCCUGCGCAAGGUCAAGCACCUGGACAUGACAGGGACUUUCAAGUUCAAGAAGGUGGUUCUUCAGAAGGAGGGCUUCGACAUUGGCGCCGUCAAGGACGAGAUGUUUUUCCUCGACACGCGCGCUGGCCACUACACCCCGCUGACCCGGGAGGUCUACGACAAAAUCUGCUCGGGUCAGAUGCGCCUGUAGUCGGCCUUUGCGCUGCGGGCGGCGGCGACACGCGUACAAUCGAGGUGCCUGUCGGGCCGGGCGGUGGGAGGCGGCGCAGGCGGCCUGGGCUCCCGCGCGGCUGUCCCAGUCCAGGGACCUCGUGUAGGGGGCACCCCAGCGCAGUAGCUUUCUCAGACUCAGCUGUUUGGACGUUUGUUGGGACAGGCCUGGGCGGUGACGUAUGGGUUAGCCCGCGGGAUGUUUUUUUGGUUUGGCCCCGAAGGGCGGUGUUGUCAGUUGUACUCGACGUGUCAGGCUUUCGGAAUUGUUUUGAGACCUCUAUAGACCACGUUGCUCAUCAUGCUCAGCACUGCUGGACAAGUACUAAACGACAUAGAACAAAGACACUUGCCUCUGUAUUUGUAUUAGGAAGGCAAGUCUGUUGCCUGUGUUCGUCUGUUCUGAGACGGCGGCGUGGUGUUGGUGUUUUGUCGUGAUGCCGUCAUUGUUCUCGACCAAGCCGUCCAGCGUCGGUGUUCUGGCUGCGUCGGUGCGUGUGUCGGCCGGGUGUCUGUGCGGUGUGCCGGUUAUGGUCCGUUAAGGAGGAUCGCCAACAGCUAUCGCUGCCAGUUGAGGUCGCCUCUGUGCGUCGCCGGCGACCUCAAACCUGACACCGCGUUUCGGUCUGGCCGUGGUCAUGAGCUUUCUGACUGUCAUGAGCUUUCUGAGCUUCUGUCUCUGCCUCGCGGAAGGUAUUUGCGCGCCCGUGACGCCUAGCAGCCGUCCAUAACGCUGUCAGCAGGUGCGGUAGUGCUGUUGUUGCUCGUUCGUUGCCCGUGCGACCCGUGAACCGGCAAUGUCUUGCGCCGGGUCUCAGUGAGAAGUAGGCAGCACAUGAAUAGGUAACUGGCUGUUGUUGUCCGCUAUUGCAAUAAUUUGCUCUUCGUUUCCUGUCGAUGCGGUCGGAACCGACCAGAUAUGCAUAUUCAGCUGUUACCUGCCUGCCGCGCUGUAGGAAGCGACUGUCCGACGGAUGCCUGCGGUCCGUUGCGUGCACAGGCACGUAAGAACCACCACCGAGAUGACGCGUGAGACAAUACGUACUCGUGAAUCCAGGGUAACGAUUGAGAACGAUAUGUACAACAAGACGUUGUGAUGUUCGCGGUUGUCAGUGCAUGACAGCGUGACGUACAUGACAGUGUAUGACGGACCGAAAAAAUAAUGACCUGUUCAAACCGGUAGGGUUAACGUAGUUAUGUAUUUCAUAUGUAUGACAUACUGUUUUACAGCUCAUGUCAUUGCUGGCUUCGCACCAAGAUCUUGUUAUUCCCAAACCAGCAUGCUGACGUGCUCAGACGGACGCCCGCCAAUUUGCUCCUGGCUCGGUCGUCGCGAUGCUCACCAGAUCGAAAACGCUGUCUGACGUUUUUUGGAUUGAGAGACAUGGCCUGUGCACGCGUUUGAGGCAGGUGGCGGGUCGCUGGCGGGUGCGAUGCGGAGGGACCCGGACUGCCAGCUGUGUGCGCUAUUGCAAGGGCCAAUCGGUGAUGCAACUGAGGCGGCCAAAUGUCCCGGAGGGCUGAAACAUCAUCUUGCACAGACAUUGCAUCGACGCCUGUCCCAUCUCACCUCGCAUCCCGCCGGCGUUCCUGUGAUUUGUCGGAGCGUGACCAGGAGGCGGGUUGGCGACUCUUGUUACAUGACAAUGAAGGACGUGCGGAUGCGACGGAACACGAUCCCGUGCUCGGCGUGGCGCGAGCACGAGGGUCCCCGUCGCGUCGCGCCCCGGGCCGCCAGAGGGUCGUGCGGUCCGCGCCGCGUCGCGCCCCGCUCCAGCAGCGCUGUGCCGCGGGCCCUGUCGGCGUGGCGACGGGCGGCGCCCUCUCGCGGCGGCGUCGGAGCUGGCUGUGGGGUGUGGCACCGGCCGGACACGGCGCCGAUGUCCUGCCGCCUCGACCGGCCGCGCGCGGCCCGGUGGCGCGCGCGUGUGGUGGGCGGUGAAGCGCUGGUGUUACGCACAAUAACGGCAGACGACGAGCGUGAGCUGCGCCUGUGAGCCCGGCGCCUCUGCGUCACUAUAUGGACCGCGCCACAUCAUCUCUACUUUGAAUACAGACUUGGCUUGGA